Limanda limanda (common dab) is the source of this 986-nucleotide messenger RNA. RefSeq names its product ankyrin repeat and SOCS box protein 5-like. Bases 17 to 961 code for a protein of 314 amino acids. Lineage: Eukaryota; Metazoa; Chordata; Actinopteri; Pleuronectiformes; Pleuronectidae. Gene Ontology annotation, molecular function: protein binding. The record is from RefSeq and is a predicted model, not a curated record. Gene Ontology annotation, biological process: intracellular signal transduction; protein ubiquitination; positive regulation of protein catabolic process. The transcript has 7 exons.
CUGCAGUCAGUGGACGAUGAGCUGUGAGCGCGUUACGAGCAACAUGACCGAGGUCCCGUCCGGAGCUCCGGAGGUGUCCCGGAAAAGAGCCGCCGAGUCCGACCCGCCUUCCGAACAUAGACCGAAGUGGAAGAAAGUCUGCUGGGGCAUCCUGACCAGCCAAGGAUCCUGGGCAGAUUGCUCCCCUCUCCAUGAAGCAGCUUGUCAGGGUCGACUGCUCGCUCUGCGCACUCUGCUGGCCCAGGGAUAUCACGCCAACAUUAUCACUUUUGAUCAUGUGACCCCUCUCCAUGAAGCCUGCCUAUCUGGACACGUAGCCUGUGUCAGAGCAUUAAUAAAUGCUGGAGCUAAUGUAAAUGCUGCUACCAUCAAUGGCGCCACCCCUCUGUACAACUGUUGUGUUUCUGGAAGCGUCAGCUGUAUGGAACUACUGCUGCAGAAUGGAGCACACACACACACGUCACACACACACUUCCCGUCAGCUCUGCACGAAGCCUGCAAGAGAGGUAGCAGCGAGUGUGUAGAGUCCCUGCUGACUCAUGGGGCAGAUCCAGACUAUGAGGUGUCCCACCUGGGCUCUCCUCUCUACAUGAGCUGUCUGCACCAACACACAGCUUGCUCCAAGAUUCUGCUGCACAGAGGAGCCAAUGUUAAUGUAGGCAGAGAAGGAGACAGUCCUCUUCAUGCAGCUGUCAGACAGGACGAUACUGAUCAGGUGUCACUGCUGUUCGACUAUGGAGCUGAUGUCAACCUCAGAGACAGCAACAAUCAGCGACCUGUGGAGUUAGCACCUCAGGGUGGAAAAACACAGCAGCUGCUACAAUCAUUUGAAGCUUCUCCAAGGAGUCUCUACCAGUUGUGUCGUAUCCAGAUCAGGAAUCUGAUUGGUCGAUCCAGACUGAAGGAUCUCCCCUCCCUUCCUCUGCCCUCCCUGCUCACCCACUAUCUGGAGCACACAUAGAGGGCACACACACACACACACACAC